ACUCACUGGGGAAAUGGAAGUCCACUGCGCGCACUGGCACCGGCAGAAACGGGGACAUUUCUUUCUCUCGCUCUCUCUUUCUCUCUCUCUGUGCGUCCAGUCGAGUCUCUUAACUCUUUCUCGCUUCUCGGCACGCGUGGACCUUGAACUCCCCGGCCAUCAACCAUUUGCGUGUGUGUGGUAACGUGGUUGGGGUCACGUCACACUCAACUGCUCAGUCCAAUCUCUCUCUCUCUCUCUCUCUCAUCCAAAGUGGACAGCAAAACCCAAAAAAACGCAACGUCGACGAAAAACAUCAACACUUCAGAUCAGACGUCUACCCUCUGCGCGCACAUCUCACUUCUCAUCCGCGCGCGGGAAGAAUCACUUGCUACACCAUGAGGCUUCGCAAUGGAAAAGACGAUGGUGUCCCCCCCAGCAGCUAGUCCCUCCACGAUAUCCCCAGCCAGCAGCUCUCACCUCGGCAAGCGUCGUGACCACAGCGAAGACGCCCAAGACUCUUCCGGCAACGGCAACGGCAACGGCGGUGGUAACUACAAUGGAGGAGGAACCUCAGCCGGCCGCAAAUCCUCCUCAUCCGGCGGCUCCCGCCCCAAAAGAGCCCAAGUCUCCCGCGCCUGCGCCCGCUGCAAAAACCUCCGCCGCGCAUGCAACGAAUACCGCCCCUGCAAACGCUGCGUCGACGCCGGCCUAGGUGACCAGUGCCUCGGCCUGCCCGGCCCCGUCUCCCUCGCCUGGGUAUCAGACGGCUCCCAGGCUUUCGGCCACGUGCCCCACGAAGCCGUGCAGCGCAUGGCGGACCUCUUACCGGCGCGCGUGAUGGACUACUGCGUGGACCGCUUCUUCGCGCGGCUGCAUCCCACGAUCCCGAUCCUGACGCCCGAGUACGUCGCGCAGAUGAAGGUCGUCGCGGGGCCGAGCGAGGUCGGGAUGGAGGCGCAUUGUCUCCUGACGGCGGUGUGCGCGCUUGUGCUGCUCCAGGUGGAGGAGCCGGAGAGUUUGUGGCUGCAGGGGUUGAUUCCGGAGAAGAAUGCGCUGCAUGGGAGGAUGUUGUUUGAGGAGGCGCUCGCUGCGCAUCGGAAUUUCGCGAGGCGGUCGAAUCCGACGUUUGAGCAGUGUUUGCUUACGUUUUUCCUGUAUGCGUGUCACUCUGCGCUGUUUCACCAUAGUCAGGCGUUCUUGUUCCUGCGAGAGGCAACGACGUUGUUCUUGCUGUUGAGGAUGAAUACGCCCGAGGCGUCGGCGAGUCCGAGGGCCGUGGUGUUGGCGGAUAGGUUGUUCUGGGUGUUAUUGGUCUCGGAGCGGUCGCACGGGAUCCGGUACCGAAGGCCCGUGACGCUGCAGAUUACGGCGGAGUCGCCUACCCUGGGCGCCGACGACCCGAGCCUCUCCGGGUUCUGGAGUCUUGCGGCGCUGUUUAGUCCGCUGGACACGUCGUUUAUCGCGCUGCUGAACAUGGAAAAGGUGGCGACGCCGCCGUCGAACGCGGCGUUGACGUAUAUCGAGACGGCGGUGAAUGGCGCGCUGCGGUCGACUUCGGACUUGAAGGAUACGCAAAAGGCGAACUUGCGGGUGACGCAGCUGUGGUUGCGGAUUAUCCUCUGGCAGCUGCGUUUGCGGUUCGGGUAUCUUGCCGAGGAGUCUGUUCACUCGCCGAGUAUGACGUAUCACUACCCGCUCGAGGUGGCCAAGGACUUGGUGCUGUCGACGCGGGAUUUGCCGGUGGAUAGUAUCAAGGUGCACGGGGUGGGGUUGACGGAGAAGUUGUUUGACAUCGCGAGCGCGGCGGUGGACGUGCUUGCGCGGGUGCCGAUUACGAAACCGUCGAGCCCGAGGGGCCGGAUGGGCGGGACGGGGUCGGGGCCGGAGGAUGAUUUGGAGUAUAUGAGGAGGUUGAUUACGCGGUUGCCGGGGGGCAAUUCGAUCUAUGAUGAUUUGUUGGAGAAGCAUAUUCAGCAGGCUGUGCCGAGUAUGGCGAUUGCCGGGACGUUGGGGCGUCGGCCGACGUGAGAUAAUUUUUGAUACCAUGGACAUACGAGGUGGGAUUUGCGUGAAAAGGAAAGAGAGUCGAGUGUAAACUACAUAGGGGAGAGAGGUCAAGG
Molecule: messenger RNA, 2102 nt
Organism: Colletotrichum godetiae
Lineage: Eukaryota; Fungi; Ascomycota; Sordariomycetes; Glomerellales; Glomerellaceae
Exons: 1
Coding region: 391-2010 (539 amino acids)
Biological process (GO): regulation of DNA-templated transcription
Molecular function (GO): DNA-binding transcription factor activity, RNA polymerase II-specific; zinc ion binding
Source: RefSeq, a predicted model, not a curated record